Molecule: messenger RNA, 1071 nt
Organism: Penaeus vannamei (Pacific white shrimp)
Lineage: Eukaryota; Metazoa; Arthropoda; Malacostraca; Decapoda; Penaeidae
Source: RefSeq, a predicted model, not a curated record
AUUUUAACGAUUUGAGAUUGUCUCGAUGAAAACUCUUGCAUUUUUUGCAACAUGGCUCCUAUUUUCAACGGAUCUGGUGACGUCACAGCUAUAUCCAGGCUACGCGAACGAGAAUCCCGCGCAAUCACGCGAUUUGCGAGACUCCGCGAGCACCCCAGCUGGACCAGCGGGUUGCGUUUCGACUGAAGGUGAAGAAGGCAAGGUUCUAGACUGUUCUUCCGCCACUGACGUCACCCAGAUCACGAACUUUAUCGAAAAACUGACCGACGAAAAUGACCUCACCUUCGACAAGUUCAAAAUGGUCGAGAACGCUCACAUCAACCGCCUUCCCGCCCGUGUUCUGGGGGAGCUGAGAGUCCGCUGUAUCGAAGUGGUCUCCUGUCCUUCGCUAACAGAGGUUGACGGCGACUUCCUUGGGGCUUCGGAUGGCGCGGUCGUCGUGGUGUUCCUCGGCUACAACGCCCUCACUCGAGUUCCUGCGCUGAAGGCGGAAGGACUCCUCGCUCUCGACCUGUUUGGGAACCCUCUCGAGAAGGUCGCGAGGGAAGACUUCCAAGGGGUUGGGAAUUUGCAGAGCCUGGUCCUACCCCCGUGCCCAUCGAGCGCCAGGCUUUCCGUUCCUUGAAAUCCCUGAGGACCCUCGCCGUGCCCUUCCUCCCGCCCUCCUUGGCCUUGUCUCCGGGAAUCUUCUCCUUCGAUUCCUCGCGUCUUCAGGAGGUCUUCCUUCCGGGGAGUGACUUCCAGACCUUGCUUCCGGGGUGUUUGAAGGCUUCCCCCCCGGCUCCAAACUGACGAUGGAAAGCUACAGUCUCACUUCUCCUGCUGUCCUCUUCAACCUGCUUAGUCGCGGAGCUCACCUGGAGUUCACGGGCAACAUCACCUGUGGCUGUCAACAAGCCUGGAUCCGCCUGUCGCCUUUCCUCAGCCAGACCUCCAUCCCCUGUGGCACCGAAGAAGGCCGGACACUCCUACAGGACACGGAUGAGAGCGACUUCGUGACUUGUUGUACGAAUUCGUUGUAAGAUCCUUCUUAGGGAAAAAAAUAUUGGUUGUCUUUUGGAAUUAAGUUCU